Ailuropoda melanoleuca (giant panda) is the source of this 1459-nucleotide messenger RNA. It is a transcript of the gene CNIH1, whose product is annotated as cornichon family member 1. The record is from RefSeq and is a predicted model, not a curated record. Bases 132 to 566 code for a protein of 144 amino acids. Gene Ontology annotation, biological process: vesicle-mediated transport. The transcript has 5 exons. NCBI's taxonomy places the organism in Eukaryota, Metazoa, Chordata, Mammalia, Carnivora, Ursidae.
GCGCCGUGGCGGCGGCAGCAGCGGCGGCGGUCGUGGCUGCGGCCGGGGGAAGUGAAUGGUUUUACCCAGAGGGCCCUGCGCCGCCUUUCUCCGCUGGCACCGGCGCCGCUCCCUGCUCCUCCUUCCCGGCCAUGGCGUUCACGUUCGCGGCCUUCUGUUACAUGCUGGCGCUGCUGCUCACCGCCGCGCUCAUCUUCUUCGCCAUCUGGCACAUUAUAGCAUUUGAUGAACUGAAGACUGAUUACAAGAAUCCUAUAGACCAGUGUAAUACCCUGAAUCCUCUUGUACUUCCAGAGUACCUCAUCCAUGCUUUCUUCUGUGUCAUGUUUCUUUGUGCAGCAGAGUGGCUUACACUGGGUCUCAAUAUGCCCCUCUUGGCAUAUCAUAUUUGGAGGUAUAUGAGUAGACCAGUGAUGAGUGGACCAGGACUCUAUGACCCCACAACCAUCAUGAAUGCAGACAUUUUAGCGUACUGUCAGAAAGAAGGCUGGUGCAAAUUAGCUUUUUAUCUUCUAGCAUUUUUUUACUACCUAUACGGCAUGAUCUAUGUUUUGGUGAGCUCUUAGAACAACACACAGAAGAAUUGGUCCAGUAAGUGCAUGCAAAAAGCCACCAAAUGAAGGGAUUCUAUCCAGCAAGAUCCUGUUUCCAAGAGUAGCCUAUGGAAUCUGAUCAGUUACUUUAAAAAAUGACUCCUUAUUUUUUAAAUGUUUCCACAUUUUUUGCUUGUGGAAAGACUGUUUUCAUAUGUUAUACUCGGAUAAAGAAUUUAAAUGGAAUUACGUAUAAAUUAAUAUAAAAUGAUUACCUCUGGUGUUGACAGGUUUGAACUUGCACUCCUUAAGGAACAGCCAUAAUCCCUUGAAUGAUUGCAUUAAUUAUUGACUAUCCUUAGUCCAUUGGAAGCUUUUGUUAUAUAUAGGAACUUGUAGGGCUCAUUUUGGUUUUAUUGAAAUGCCAUCUAAUUAUAAAUUAGCUGUAGAUGUCAGGUGCUUCUGAUGAACUGAAAAUAUAAUCUGACUUGUGGGAAACUUCAUGGGUUUCCUCAUUUAUCAUGUAUGUGAUUAUAUAUGGACACAUUUACAAAAUAAGAAGAGUGGGAUUUUUUUUCCCUUCAACUUGAAUAUUAUCCCUGUAUAUUGCAUGAAUGAGAGAUUUCCCAUAUAUCCAUCAGAGUAAUAUACUUGCUUUAAUUCUUAAGCAUAAGUGAACAUGAUAUAAAAAUAUAUGCUGAAUUACUUGUGAAGAAUGCAUUUAAAGCUAUUUUAAAUGUGUUUUAAUUUGUAAGAUAUCACUUAUUAAGAAAUUGGUUAUUAUACUUACUGUUCUAAUCUGGUGGUAAAGGUAUUCUUAAGAAUUUGCAAGUACUUUAGAUUUUCAAAACUGAAUGAGAGAGAACAUUGUAUAACCGUUCUGCUGUUCCUUUAGUGCAAUACAAUAAAACUCUGAAAUUAACUUA